UAUCUCGGGGAGUCCUGGGGUUGACUACUUCACCGCAAAAGGAGACCACCAGGCCCCGUGGGCGGCGGGGAGACAGCUCUCCAAUCCUUCCGCUUGCGCUGACGGCCCUGGGUGGACAGGAGGGCGCUGCUGGGGCACAAUGCUCCCUCCUUGCCGCCGCCAGCCCCCGCACGCCGAGGCGGAGCAGGCUUUCCCGCCACCGCCGCAAUCGAGGAUUAGCUUGCUCUGAACCCGAGCGGUGGGAUUAGCCCGCAUGGACUUGGCGCCCGGCUUGGGGAUUGCCGCUCUAUGCCCCCCCCCCCCCGACGUAUAUAUUUCGGCCAGGCAGGCCGGCUGGCCCGGCCGGGCAUGGGGGUAGUUGGGGGUGCCGCGAGCCGCAGGGGCCCUGGGCGGCCCUGCCCCUUCUCUAUCGAGCAUAUCCUUUCCAGCCUGCCGGAACGGAGUCCCCCAACCCGGGCUGCUCGACCACCGCUGCCCAGCGGCCAACAGAGCCCCACCGAGCCCGGGGAACCCGGGGCGCCUGAGAUUGUGUCCUGCGCCUGUUGUUGCUGCUGUGGACCCCGCGCAGCAUCCCGCAGGACUCCGGAGGCGGCUGCCGGGCUGGGCGCGCGGCUACCGUGGCCACUGAGGCUGGGGCCCGCGGCGCCCUUGCCCUUAGCCGCGGCUGCUGGAGGCUCUGCGACUCUGCCUGGUGCUGGAGGCCCAGUCCCACAGCGACGCACUAGGCGCCACCGCACCAUCUUCAGCGAGGAGCAGCUGCAGGCGCUCGAGGCGCUCUUUGUGCAGAAUCAGUACCCCGACGUUGGCACGCGCGAGCGCCUGGCUGGCCGCAUCCACCUGCGCGAGGAGCGCGUGGAGGUCUGGUUCAAGAACCGCAGGGCCAAGUGGAGACACCAAAAGCGCGCAUCAGCAUCAGUGUCAGCGAGGCUCCUGCCCGCGACCAAGAAACCUCCCAAGGAGAGAUGCUGAUGGGUCUGGGAGCUACUCUUGAUCUUGACCAUGAUCUUUGGGGUUCACAAAGAGAGAGGAGAGACCUACUUGAACCGGAGCUAGGAGAACACUUCGGCCUCUUCCAUCAAUCUCCACAGCUUCGUACAGUCUGGAGCUAGUGCUGGGGUGCCAGUAUAUGUGUGUCUGGUGUUAACUGCCCCAUAGAAGGAGUGGACAGCAAGCACCUGAGUGCUCUGUCUUCCCCAGUGGCAAUAAGGUAGGAACCAGGAAGGUUCUCUUGGGGUGGAGUGGGGCAAAAGAGCAACAGCUUCCUCAACCCCCACUCACCACACAGAAAGGCAUUGAUUUCACCCCAGAAUAGGAAAUACCACUUGUCAACACCUGCAUCUAGAAUCCUCCCCAGAGGAGUCUCCCUCCCUACCCCUGGGUGGGCUGGAUUCCCUCCUCUCCUCAUGGGGACAUGGGUCCCACAGACCUGGUCUUCCACUCUCCUGGGGCUGGAUGAUGGUGUCUGCACAGUCCUGGGCUUGCUGCCACCUUGCAUGUCCUGUGCUGGGCCUUGGUGUCUGGACCUGCAGAAUAAGAGGGUUGGAUGAGGUAAUUUUCAGAAGCUUUCUCACCUGCUCCUUAUAGUGAUAUCAAGAAAUAAACAAAAACUACAAAUACCACAGAAGCAGUUCAGAGUCCCAGAUCUGCCCUGGCUCCAUUUCUACAUCCAGGAGAGAGCUGCCUCUACUGUCUCUUUCCAGGGAAUGGGGAAUUAAAGUCUUUUGUGGGAACUCAGCCCAGUAGGUCUGCAGUCCCUAUUCCAGGUGCCCACAACAGAGCAGACUGGCUCAUGGAAGGUGGCUAGACUCUCUGUGAGCCUGCUUUGUCCUUUAAGUGCUUCAUGGACAAGGGUCCUUAGCUUCCUCCCUCUGGGGAUUUCCAUGCAGCAGAGUUUACCUCCCUUACAAUGGUCAACCUCUGCCAUCUAGGGUAGGGCAACACAAGGUUGGAUUGAGGUGACACCACACACAUGGCCUUGGGAAAUAUCUGCUUUCUCCUCUACUAUUUUGGCCCCAGGAUGAAGGAAAGUGUAAAAUAAGACUUCCAUUUCUCCAAAUGGACUCAUGCAGUGUGCCAGAGGCACCUAACACCUCAUCUGGCUUGAGCACUUUGUUUUCUCUUCUUAUGGGUCCUGGAGAUUGUGGGGAGUGAUAUCUACAAGAGACACUGUUCAUUCAUAAAAGCCAGACAAUGGAAGCUAGGGCUGAAGCUCCUGGGGCUCUCUAGGGAUGACUGGUUCAGAUAACACCAAGAAGGUACCAUGUCUCCCAGCCAGAAUGGCCCCUGCACUGCUGGGUACCUCCAGGACAGGCAUUCUCACCACACACUGGGCUGUCACAAAACUUCUGCCUGAAUCUUGGCCUUGCUCUUGAAGAUUUCAAGGUGAACAAGACUGUGUCCCGUCAACUCCCCUGCAGCCUGGGGCACCACCAUGUUGCUGGGUGAUGUGUCUCUUUUCCUCCUUGGCUGAACAGCCAUUUAUCAUUGUGUAGGGCAAUGACAACCUGAGCUUGCCUGAACUACACCUUCCAUAUGCUGCUGCUCUCCUGAGCUGUUUCCUCCCUAUCUAAUUGCUCCUAGGCAAGCUGAACCCCUUCAAGUUGACGACUGAUAUAAGCAUUCUUGAAAUUUAGUCCCAAGUGCUCCCCUCUUCUUUUAUUGGUUUCCUUUUCCACCCUCAGUUUCCAAUUCCCAUCUCUCUGCCACAUUCACAUUACUAACCCAGGCCUCUUCCCGAGCUAGAUAUUUAUAUCAAAUUUCCCCCCUAACUAUUCCAUCAGGAAGCCCACAGUCUCAUCAAGGUCACAUUGUCUAUAGUAAGCAAACCAGCUGCAUAAGCCAGAGAGGUAAUAAUCGUCCAACUGCUCUUUGUCCCUCACCCACCAUACCCAGUCCAACAGCCAGUCGAUUUUACUUCCAAAUAAAUAUAGAUAUAACUCAAAAUCUACCUUCUUUUCAGUUCCAACUGCACCAAUCUGAUGUAAAUUACUGUCACUUCUCACCUUGACCAUUGCUGCAAUCUCCAACUUCGUCUAUCUGUACCUACUUUGGCUCCCCCUUAAUUCAGAAUAAAAGUAAAACUCCUCACUAGAACUCAUGAAGCUCUGUGCAGGCUGGCUCUGCCACUCCAGUGUCAUCUCACACCUCACUGAACUCUGUCUGUGUAUGGCAAAGGUCUGCUUUGGGAUUUGUCUUGCUCCCUUCCACCACUGGGCCUUUGUAUAUGCUCUUCCUGUUUCAUUGGUUCAACAAUGCCUGUCCAUUCAUUUUUUUGGAUCUGCAAAAACUUUCUGCCUGGAGAAAUUUUCCUGACCUGCCUCACUAGGUCAAGAUUCCCCAAAUAAAAAAAUUUUCUUGCAUUGCCA
Molecule: messenger RNA, 3365 nt
Organism: Ictidomys tridecemlineatus (thirteen-lined ground squirrel)
Lineage: Eukaryota; Metazoa; Chordata; Mammalia; Rodentia; Sciuridae
Gene: Gsc2
Product: goosecoid homeobox 2
Biological process (GO): regulation of transcription by RNA polymerase II
Cellular component (GO): nucleus
Molecular function (GO): DNA-binding transcription factor activity, RNA polymerase II-specific; RNA polymerase II cis-regulatory region sequence-specific DNA binding
Source: RefSeq, a predicted model, not a curated record